UCGUGACUGAAAAUGUUCUUGAAAAUAUGGCUUUUGGCAAUUUUUUUCGUCCAUUUUGGAUGUGCAAAGCCCAAUCUCCUCCCAUCGUACCAAAUCUCCGAUCUUGACCAAAUUCUUCAACGUCAUCAUAUUCCUACACCAGAUGUUAAAUACACAAAUGCUUUUCAAAAUUUCCUGGUCAAAUACCUCAGAGAAUACCCUAACGAGUAUGAAAUUGUGAAGAGAUUUACAAUUUUCUCCAGGAAUUUGGAUUUGGUUGAGAGGUACAACAAGGAAGAUGCUGGAAAAGUGACCUACGAGUUGAAUGACUUUUCUGAUUUAACUGAAGAAGAAUGGAAAAAGUACUUAAUGACUCCAAAACCAGAUCACUCAGAAAAAUCACUAAAACCUAAAACUUUAAUCGACAAAAAGAAUCUUCCAAAUUCAGUUGAUUGGAGAAAUGUCAACGGGACAAAUCAUGUAACAGGAAUAAAAUAUCAAGGACCAUGUGGAUCUUGUUGGGCAUUUGCAACAGCUGCUGCAAUUGAAUCGGCCGUAUCAAUUAGUGGUGGAGGUCUGCAGAGUUUGUCUUCUCAACAGCUCCUAGACUGCACUGUUGUAUCUGACAAAUGUGGAGGUGGUGAGCCAGUUGAAGCUCUCAAAUAUGCUCAAUCCCAUGGAAUUACCACUGCUCAUAACUAUCCAUACUACUUUUGGACUACAAAAUGUCGUGAAACUGUACCAACUGUUGCUCGAAUCUCUAGUUGGAUGAAAGCAGAAAGUGAAGAUGAAAUGGCUCAAAUAGUUGCUCUGAAUGGUCCAAUGAUUGUUUGUGCUAAUUUUGCGACGAAUAAGAACAGAUUCUAUCACAGUGGAAUUGCAGAGGAUCCGGAUUGUGGGACAGAACCAACCCACGCAUUGAUUGUCAUUGGAUAUGGUCCCGACUACUGGAUUCUGAAGAACACUUACAGUAAAGUAUGGGGAGAAAAGGGUUAUAUGAGAGUGAAAAGAGAUGUCAAUUGGUGCGGAAUUAACACCGAAAAACCACUUUUGCCUAUUUUGUAAUUUGUUUUUUAAAAUAUUGUCCUAAAUUUGGAAUAAAUAUUUUAACAGC
Caenorhabditis elegans is the source of this 1093-nucleotide messenger RNA. RefSeq names its product Cathepsin L-like proteinase (gene Y40H7A.10). Gene Ontology annotation, molecular function: cysteine-type endopeptidase activity; cysteine-type peptidase activity. Gene Ontology annotation, biological process: proteolysis. The transcript is spliced from 5 exons. Lineage: Eukaryota; Metazoa; Nematoda; Chromadorea; Rhabditida; Rhabditidae. The record is from RefSeq and is marked reviewed. The coding region runs from base 13 to 1044 and encodes 343 amino acids.